AUGAUACCGCAGACAAUUCAAUCUGUACUCGAUGCAGACCGUCAACAGCCGCAGUUCAUGUUAGCAGUUGGAAAAAAAGCGACACGUGAAGAAAUGUUGGCGAGAGCUAGCGCAAACCGAGGUCAACCUCUGACAGAUGAUCCUUCUGUGGUUCCACCGAUGAAUGAUAAACCAUUCAGCUAUUCGGUAUUUAAUGAAUUGAUGCCGCCAAAGAAAUAG
Molecule: messenger RNA, 219 nt
Organism: Didymodactylos carnosus
Lineage: Eukaryota; Metazoa; Rotifera; Eurotatoria; Philodinida; Philodinidae
Source: the annotation of a GenBank genome assembly